This is a messenger RNA of Durio zibethinus, 2272 nucleotides long. RefSeq names its product biotin F (gene BIOF). Gene Ontology annotation, molecular function: pyridoxal phosphate binding. The record is from RefSeq and is a predicted model, not a curated record. NCBI's taxonomy places the organism in Eukaryota, Viridiplantae, Streptophyta, Magnoliopsida, Malvales, Malvaceae. Gene Ontology annotation, biological process: biotin biosynthetic process.
CAAAUCCAGUAGGUGCUGAAAAAAUUUGCCAGUGUUCGUAAGGCUCCUUUUUGCAGUUGCAUUUUGCAGUUCCCUACGGCACUACCUCCUCGCACACCAAAUAUAUUGGGUAGGUGGAGAAAACGUGAUUUCAAAUCCAGUAGGUGCUGAAAAAAUUUGCCAGUGUUCGUAAGGCUCCUUUUUGCAGUUGCAUUUUGCAGUUCCCUACGGCACUACCUCCUCGCACACCAAUUUCUACCUCCUCAAAAGCGCAUACUGUUUAUUUGGUGUGGAAAAUGGAGGCGAGCAGCUUAUGGGACAAAUGGGUCGAAAAAGCAAUUUCAAAGCUCCAAUCUUUGAAACUGCUUCGAUCUUUAAGACCCCUUUAUCUGUCCAACGAACAACAGGAAGUGGCCAGUGUUGGAAUUUCCAAUGAAAAAGAAUACCAGUUGUUCGACGAAAUACAACCAUGGGAUCGUUCCUCUGUCCAAGUCUCUAUUCCUGAAUCCACUUACCAUAGGUGGCUUCUUGAGAUUCCCAGUUCUGGAGAGGAGAUUGUCCCUAAAGAAGGAUUAGCUGAUGAUAAUUUUGGCACCUGCCAACAGCAAUUCAAGCGGUUAAUUUUGUUCUCUGGAAAUGAUUAUUUGGGCUUGAGUUCACAUCCAGCAGUUCGGAAAGCAUCUGCUAAGGCAGCCCAAGAUUAUGGAAUGGGCCCGAGGGGCUCUGCUUUAAUCUGCGGAUAUACUUACCACCAUAGAUUACUGGAGUCAAGCUUGGCAAGCUUAAAGAAGAAGGAGGACUGUCUUCUUUGUCCUACAGGGUUUUCAGCCAAUAUGGCAUUGAUGGUAGCACUUGGAAACAUUGCAUCUCUCCUUGCGGCAGGCAACAAGCCUUUGAAGAACGAAAAAAUUGCCAUUUUUUCUGAUGAACUAAACCAUGCAUCAAUAAUUGAUGGUAUUCAUCUUGCUGAAAGACAAAGAACUGUAGAAUUCUUUGUAUAUAAACACUGUGACAUGUCCCAUCUCAGCACACUGUUAUUGAGUUGCAGAAUGAAGAAAAAGGUUGUUGUGACUGAUAGCUUGUUUAGCAUGGAUGGAGACUUUGCACCUAUGGUGGAGCUUGUUAAGCUACGCAAGAUGCAUAACUUCUUGUUAGUUGUCGAUGAUGCACAUGGAACAUUUGUUUGUGGCAAGAGUGGCGGAGGAGUGGCAGAGGAAUUUGAUUGUGAAAGAGAUGUUGAUAUUUGCAUUGGAACUUUGAGCAAGGCGGCAGGUUGUCAAGGUGGAUUCAUUGCCUGCAGCAAAAGGUGGAAGCAACUUAUCCAAUCAAGGGGUCGUUCUUUCAUAUUUUCUACUGCAACACCAGUUCCUGUAGCUGCUGCUGCACAUGCUGCUGUUAUUGUGGCAAAAAGAGAGAUGUGGCGCAGAAGAGCACUUUGGAACCGGGUGCAGGAUUUUCAAGCUCUGACUGGAAUCCCUAUCUCCAGUCCAAUUAUAUCUCUUAUUGUAGGAAGCGAAGACAAAGCCCUGAAAGCUAGCAGGCAAUUGCUGAAAUCUGGUUUCCACGUGACUGCAAUCAGACCACCAACAGUGCCCCCUAACUCUUGCAGGUUGCGAAUUGCUCUGAGUGCUGCACACACAACUGAUGAUUUGAAGAAGCUCACAGCUGCACUCUCCAGUUGCAUUAACUUUCAAGAUAUUAAGAAUAAUGGCCUCAACAUGUAUUCCAAGCUGUAGGAUCUGAUUAUUUUGAAGGAUGGCAAAUGUUUAACAUGUGUCUCUAUUUAAGAGAACAAAUGUGUUAUAACGCUUAUCGAUAAGGCCAUUCAUCUUCUAGCUAGGUGCACAAUCACAUUCAUGAAGACAAAUUGAUUGCAAAUUACAAUUGAAUUUGACGGGGAAAGUUUGUUUGUAUCUUGGCAUUGCCAUAUCUAUGUUAUGUUCAUUAUUGAGGUAGUGUCAAGAGAUCUAUUCUGUAGACUGUGAAGCUUAUUACUAAAUUACUCCGAUUUACUGAUUUUUCCCAUAAUAUAAUGUUGCCAUUAUCCCUAAAAGAAAGGAAGAGUAAGGGUAAAUGUCCUUGUCCUUCAAACUCAUUCUUACUCUGUCCCUGGCAGCAUCGAAUUAUGGACUGGAGACUUGAAAUAACGUAGUGUAUGUAUAUAUGUAUGUCAACAAAGGCAAGAGUAAGGAUAAAUAUCCUCGUCCUUUAAACUCGCUCUUACUCUGUCCCUGGCAGCAUUAAAUUAUGGACUGGAGACUUGAAAUAACGUAGUAUAUAUAUUUAUAUGUAU